Messenger RNA from Cricetulus griseus (Chinese hamster), 1125 nucleotides. The record is from RefSeq and is a predicted model, not a curated record. NCBI's taxonomy places the organism in Eukaryota, Metazoa, Chordata, Mammalia, Rodentia, Cricetidae.
AUGCCGGCCCCCUGUCUCUUUGCUCCAGACAUGACCGAGCAGCUGUCCUUGUGGCAUCACUACCUGCUGGCCAUCCAGUCACGGGAGUCACCCCGUGUCCAGGACUACCAGAGAGCGGAGAACAUUCUGCUCACCGUGCUGGAGCGUGCCCACACCUUGGACCCUCGUUUCCUUGUUGACUAUUCCCGAGACCUCGAAGCCUUCCAGUUUGCCCUGCGCUCCUCCGAGGAUCCUCUGGACGUGGAGGUGCCUCUGGGGGUGGAUGCUGAGGCUCUCCUGGUUGAGGAGUCAGAAGCCACUGAGCCAGGAGAUGGCCCUGCACUCUGUCGCCUGGGUGUCCUCAAGGAAACAUCUGGCCUGAAGCCAUGGAUGACUGAUGACGUCUUCAGUGUCUCCUCAGAGGGCAGAGACAAGUGCUGUAGUGGCCACAUUGUACCCAGUAAAGUCCUGUGUGUCCUUAAAGAUCUUCUGGUGGCUGCUAUUGUUCACUGCAAGCACCACAGCCUCAUUCCACCAGGUUCACUGAAUGCUGCUAGCCUGAAGGAAGGGCAGCUGCACCUGUCCCUGCUGGUGUCCAGUGGCUGGAGGAAGAUCUGCUUCAACGUUGUGCCUGUGGUGAGGAAGAAGCACAGGGUGCCUGCCUUGGAGGGGGCCCAACUGAAGCCUGGUUUCCCUGAGGGCAUCUUGAGAAGAAUCGCCAGCCACGGGGUGGACCUGGUGCCAGCUAAUGCCCAGCACUGGAGGUACCGCCUGCUGGUGGUGCUGCUCUGCUGCCUGGCCACCAGCCACCUGCCCCACUUCCUGUACCCGGAGCACAACUUGCUGCAAGACAGUGGCCUGGACCUCGGCGUCAUCUACCAACGUGUGGAACACUUCGCCAGCCAGCCUGAAGAGUCCUUACGAAUCCAUGUCACCCACCUGGGCCACAGCCGUCCACCACGCAUUGACAAUGGAGUCAAGGCACUCCUGCAGCUACCCGCCAGUGACCCUACCUACUGGACCACUGCCUACUUUGAUUUUCUGCUAGAUAAGUUCCAGGUCUUUAACAUCCAGGAUAAGGACAGAAUCUCAGCCAUGCAGAACAUCUUCCAGAAGACCAAGACCAUGGGAAGUGACAGCAGCUGA